This is a messenger RNA of Anguilla rostrata (American eel), 2430 nucleotides long. Its product is annotated as cyclin-dependent kinase 18-like. Bases 425 to 1807 code for a protein of 460 amino acids. NCBI's taxonomy places the organism in Eukaryota, Metazoa, Chordata, Actinopteri, Anguilliformes, Anguillidae. Gene Ontology annotation, biological process: protein phosphorylation. Gene Ontology annotation, cellular component: cytoplasm; nucleus. Gene Ontology annotation, molecular function: cyclin-dependent protein serine/threonine kinase activity; ATP binding. The transcript is spliced from 16 exons. The record is from RefSeq and is a predicted model, not a curated record.
GUUGGGUACAUACAGUACGCACACUUCAGAAACGAAAUCCCUCCCUCUCCAAGGAACCGGUUCCGACCGGUUCUCACCUGAUCAGUCAGGUGACACCCCGUCCUACUGUCAGUGGAACCAGCCACCAAUCAAAAGUCACAGAGAGAGAGAGACUGAAAGAGGGAGAGUGAGUGAGUGAGAGAGAGAGAAUAGGGAAGAGAAACGAAGAGUGAGUGAGUGAACAGUGAUGGUUUAAUAACGGAAAGGAGGAGAGAAGCGAAUGUGAGAGGAGGAGGAGAGAAGCGGGAGUGAGAGGAGGAGGAGAGAAGCGGGAGUGAGACGGGAGUAGGGCGCGGCUCGGUUAACGUGCGGCGCUCUCUGACACGCUGUAGUACGUUGUGGCACGGGACAUCCAGCUGGGGGAAAAGAUCGAGACUCCAACGCGAUGAACAAGAUGAAGAACUUCAAGCGGCGCUUCUCGCUGUCCGUGCCGAGGACAGAGACCAUCGAGGAGACGGAGUUCACCGACCAGAACAACCAGCUCAACGUUCGCCACAAAGCGGAGAGCCGGAGCCUGCGCACGCUGCACCCGGACGGCGGGGUCACGCCUGGGGAGGACGAACCUCGCUUUCCUGGCCCCCGCCUGCACUUCCCCACCGAGGACGUCAGCAGGCGCAUGUCUCUGCCCAUGGACAUCCGCCUCCCCGCGGGCUUCCUGGAGAAGCUGAGGCAGCAGAUGGACACGUCCCCGCCCAGCAAGCCCCUAAGCAGGAUGUCCCGCAGGGCCUCUCUGUCCGAUAUUGGCUUCGGGAAGCAGGAGACCUACGUUAAGCUCGGCAAACUGGGGGAGGGCACGUAUGCCACCGUGUUUAAGGGGCGCAGCAAGCUGACGGAGAACCUGGUGGCUCUGAAGGAGAUCAGGCUGGAGCACGAGGAGGGAGCCCCCUGUACCGCUAUUCGGGAAGUGUCGCUGCUGAAGAACCUGAAGCACGCCAACAUCGUCAUCUUACAUGACAUCAUCCACACGGACCAAUCCCUCACGCUCGUCUUCGAAUACCUGGACAGCGACCUCAAACAGUACCUGGAUAACUGCGGAAGCCUCAUGAGCAUGCACAACGCCAAGAUCUUCAUGUUCCAGCUGCUCAGAGGCCUGUCUUACUGUCACAAGAGGAAGAUUCUGCACCGCGACCUCAAGCCCCAGAACCUGCUCAUUAACGACAGGGGCGAACUGAAGCUGGCCGACUUCGGGCUCGCCCGGGCCAAGUCCGUCCCCACGAAGACGUACUCCAACGAGGUGGUAACGUUGUGGUACCGCCCGCCCGACGUGCUCCUGGGGGCCACCGAGUACUCCACACCCCUCGACAUGUGGGGGGUGGGCUGCAUAUUUUACGAACUGGUGACGGGACGCGCCAUGUUCCCAGGGUCCACCGUGAAGGAGGAGCUGCACCUCAUCGUCCGGCUCCUGGGCACCCCCACGGAGGAGUCCUGGCCAGGGAUCUCAGCCAAUCAGGAGUUUCAUUCAUACCGUUUCCCCCAAUACAGAGCCCAGCCCCUGCUGAACCACGCACCCAGGUUGGACACAGAGGGCAUAGACCUCCUCUCCGAACUGCUGCUGUAUGAUGCCAAACUGAGGGUCUCUGCUGAAGCUUCUCUCAGACACCCCUUCUUCCACAGCCUAGGGGAGCGUGUACACACCCUGCCUGACAACUCUGCAGUAGUCUCUCUCCCAGAGGUGCAGUUACAGAAGGACCCGGGUUUUCGGGGUUUUCGGGGUACAGGUUUUCAGCAGUCUGCUCGGGGAAAGAGCCGGAGACAGAGCAUAUUCUGAAGCCGGAGGAGGAAGGGGUCAUAAAUCCUGGGGAAUUCCAGCGCACAGGAUUUCUUUUUUUUUUGGGGGGGGGGGGUCAAAAUCUUCUUCUGCAUGUGUAGCAUCAGGCCAUUGGUCCCCCCUGGGGGGGGGGGGAGGUCUGUAUUCCCUGUGGAACUCUGUUCUGCACCAUGUGAUGCCUGAAUUUAAUCAUACGUUUUUUUGUACUGUAACAUUUUGAUUCAUUGUCUGAUUGAUUGUCAUAACAGGUGACAAUACAUCAUGUGAGGAACUGAGAGAGAGAGCUUGAUAGAGAGAGAGAGAGAGAGAGAGAGAGAGAGGAAGAAAGAGAGAAUGUGAGAAACUUCUGCCCUUUGGCAGUCAGCAAAGGACCCAUAAACGUCCCAUUACUGCAUGGAUAUUUAUGGGAUUUGUGGUAAAAAUUUCAAAUGUUGCAAAAUGUAUAUUUCUACUAUAUAUUUAUCAGAAUACAAAUACAAUUGUGAGAUAAUUUCUCUCAUAUUUUUUGUACCACGUAUUGAUUUAGCUGUAAGGUUAAUGGAGUUGAAGAUCUAAUCGAGGCGCAGCGCUGGAAUGAGCUGCUUGUUCGGAAAGCGCAGGCGUGUCUAUGAAUCUAGACUGCG